Molecule: messenger RNA, 2746 nt
Organism: Falco peregrinus (peregrine falcon)
Lineage: Eukaryota; Metazoa; Chordata; Aves; Falconiformes; Falconidae
Gene: MPP2
Product: MAGUK p55 scaffold protein 2
Cellular component (GO): cell-cell junction; plasma membrane
Molecular function (GO): protein binding
Source: RefSeq, a predicted model, not a curated record
CAGGGCCCGCGUGUGCAGGGCCGGGGGGGCGGGGGGGCCGCUGUACCCGGAUCUGGGGGGAGGCGGCAGCCCCGGCUCUGCCCCCGCAGCCAUGAGCGGCCCCGGCAGAGGGGCGCCCCCUGCCCCCGCCAGCGCCCCCCUGGGCCCCCAAGCCAUGCAGCAGGUCCUGGACAACCUGAUGGGGCUCCCCGGCACCCCGGGGGCUGCCGACCUGGACCUCAUCUUCCUCCGCGGCAUCAUGGAGAGCCCAAUAGUAAGGUCCUUGGCGAAGGCCCAUGAGCGGCUGGAAGAGACGAAGCUGGAGGCGGUGAGGGACAACAACCUGGAGCUGGUGCAGGAGAUCCUGCGUGACAUCGGGCACCUGGUGCGGCAGGACAGCGCGGCCGCCGAGCUGGCAUGCAUCCUGCGCGAGCCCCACUUCCAGUCCCUGCUGGAGACCCACGACUCAGUGGCCUCCAAGAGCUACGAGACGCCCCCCGCCAGCCCCGUCCUGGAUCCAGCCUUCAACAACCAGCCUGUGCCCCCCGACGCCGUGCGCAUGGUGGGCAUCCGCAAGACGGCUGGCGAGAACCUGGGGGUGACGUUCCGUGUGGAGCGGGGGGAGCUGGUCAUCGCCCGCAUCCUGCACGGGGGGAUGGUGGCGCAGCAGGGGCUGCUGCACGUGGGGGACGUCAUCCGGGAGGUGAACGGGCGGGAGGUGGGCAGCGACCCGCGGGCACUGCAGGACAGCCUGCGCCACGCCAGCGGCAGCGUCAUCCUCAAGAUCCUGCCCAGCUACCAGGAGCCCCACCCGCCCCGGCAGGUCUUUGUCAAGUGUCACUUCGACUACGACCCGGCCACCGACAGCCUUAUCCCUUGCAAGGAGGCUGGGCUCAAGUUCACUGCCGGUGACCUGCUGCAGAUCGUCAACCAGGAUGACCCCAACUGGUGGCAGGCGUGCCAUGUGGAGGGGGGCAGCGCGGGGCUGGUGCCCAGCCAGCUGCUGGAGGAGAAGCGCAAAGCCUUCGUCAAGCGGGACGUGGAGGUGGCCCCCACAUCUGGGGCCCUGUGUGGCAGCCUCAGUGGGAAGAGGAAGAAGAGGAUGAUGUACCUGACGACAAAGAACGCCGAGUUUGACCGCCAUGAGCUGCUGAUCUAUGAGGAGAUGGCCCGCAUGCCGCCCUUCCGCCGGAAAACCCUGGUGCUGAUUGGCGCCCAGGGUGUGGGGCGCCGCAGCCUCAAGAACAAGCUCAUCAUGUCAGACCAAGCGCGAUACGGCACCACUAUCCCCUACACAUCACGGAAGCCGAAGGAGAAUGAGAAGGAUGGGCACGGGUACCGCUUCGUGUCACGGGGGGAGAUGGAGGCGGACAUCAAGGCGGGCCGGUACCUGGAGCAUGGCGAGUAUGAGGGCAACCUCUAUGGCACCAAGAUCGACUCCAUCCGCACCGUGGUGGAGGCUGGCAAGAUGUGUAUCCUGGACGUCAACCCCCAGGCAGUGAAGGUGCUGAGAACAGCUGAAUUUGUGCCAUACGUGGUCUUCAUUGAAGCCCCCGACCCUGAGACGCUGCGGGCCAUGAACCGGGCAGCGCUGGAGAGUGGUGUGGCCACUAAGCAGCUCACGGAGGCCGAUGCCAAGCGGACGGUGGAGGAGAGCGACCGGAUCCAGCGUGGUUACGGUCACUACUUCGACCUCAGCCUGACCAACGACGACCUGGAGCACACCUUUGGGCGGCUGCAGGAGGCCAUGGAGCGCCUGCGCACCCAGCCCCAGUGGGUGCCCGUCAGCUGGGUCUACUAGUACCCCCCCGGGGGUCCCCACCACCUUUACCCCCCCUCAGCCUGACCAGGAGGGCUGCAGGGGGAGGAGGGUGGUAUUGCCCCCACUGUCUCACCCAGUGUGAUGAGCUUGCCGUGUUCAGCACUGGGGUUGGGGGGGGGAGGGGGGCUGGCUGGCUGCACAGUGCCCCCGCCACUCAAGCCAGGCUCCUGUCUCCCUCCUACUUAGCCCCACAUUCAUGGGGGGAAGAACAGGGCAGUGGGGUCCCUCUGGGGGACAGACCCCCUCCACUGUGCCCAGCACCCACACAGCUAACUCACUGCCAGAACCUCACCCCCUCCCUGUGUUACCCCCGGGGACUGUGCCCCCCCCAGCCGGAGUUGCUGCGAGCUGGGGGGCACAGGGACAUUGCGGGGGUCACCACUGUUGUGUGGCUCUGGCCCCUCGUAGCCCUGUGGCUCAGUUUCCCCAUGGGAAAGCACGCCCCAUCCCAGGGCAGCGUGUGGGUCAGGACCCCCAGGGCAGGGGGUGGGGUGGUCACACCAGCUGAAGCCACAUGAGCUGCUGUGGCCCCAAGCCGCUGCCUUGCUGCACCCCCUCCCAGCAACCCCCUUUCACCCUGACCAGGAUGGGGGUCCCUUUCUGUCCCUUUUGACCCCCCCACCCCUUCCCAAGUAGCAAUAACCCCCCCCAGACCACCAGCCGGUGUGGGUUCCAGCCUAUAAUUAAUCCUUAAUUAACCCUGUAGUUAACCUGGGAGGUGCUGCAGCUGGGGACUUGCUGGGGGUGCCUGGGGGGGGGGGGUCCUGCCAGGGGGUAACCCCAAGGGACCGGGACACAGAGUGCAGCACACACACAUACAGGUGUGUGCCAGCGGGGUGUGUGUUCCCCUUCCAUCCCCCCCCCCCCCGCCACCCCCUAUCCCAGUCCCCAGGUGGCUCCUUUUUGGUACUUUGCUGUGACUUUUAUUAAAGGAAAGAAAAGUGU